Medioppia subpectinata is the source of this 3302-nucleotide messenger RNA. The record is from the annotation of a GenBank genome assembly. Lineage: Eukaryota; Metazoa; Arthropoda; Arachnida; Sarcoptiformes; Oppiidae.
CAAUUCAUUCAAACAAUCACUUCAUUUGAUCCCAAGAUAUGACACAACAAAUGAAAUAUAAGAAGACAUCACUCGAGACCACAGAUGACGGCAAUGAAGACAUCAGUCAACAGACACAAAUGUAUGCCAAAGACUCUUUGGAUCGAUUCGGUGAUGAUUUGUGUGAACUUCUCUUGUCUUAUCUCUCACUCGAAGAUCGGUUUCGAUUUGAAUGUCUGUCCAAACAGUUCCAGAGGGCAGUCUUCACGAGUGUUGUGAACAUCACUCUUAGCGACGGAUUUAUACAGAGAUUAGUGACAAAUGCGAAGACAAUUGACACCCAAUUGUUGGCCACAAUUGCCAUAAAGUGUCCAAACAUUGUGAUCAUUGACUGUCGAGGAAUGCAUUCAUUUGUUGCAGACAUUCCUAAAGCGUUGAAAACAUUUCGAGAUAAUUGUCUUCAUUUGCGAGAAAUUUAUUGCAAUUUAAGGCAAAAUAGCGGACAAACAAUGGCUACAAUCGGACCACUGGUCACACGAAUCAAUGUUAUCGGCAGUUAUAGCGACACUCAAUCACUCACUCAUUGCCACCGAUUGUCUCAUUUGAGUGCCAGUAGUUUGAGUCAAGUGUUUGACACUUCCGGACAACUAAUGACAAAGAAUUUGAAUACAUUUGAAAUACAAUUCAAUUCAGACGACGAUUACCACCGAUUGUCUGCAUUCGUGGCGCAGAACGAGUCACUCAAAUGUCUUGACGUUAUGUGUGUUUUACGUGUGUCUGAAGAGACACUGACCGCACUGUCGGCACAAUUGUCACGAUUUACACAAUUACGGCAAUUGAGUCUCGCGUUGAACAUAACUGGCGCUCAAACCUCACUCACCGACACUUUGCGCACAAUUGGCGUGAAUUGUAAACAAUUGCAACGAUUGUCACUUCAGUUGUCGCACACCGAUAGCCAUGGAUUCAAUCGUAAGACAUUGGAUUCGUUACGAUUUUGUCACCGAUUAAAACGAUUGCGUUUAACAAUAUGUGUGGACAUCGAUGAGAAAUUGUUGGAACCGUUGCGACACUGCAAGAGAUUAACGCAUUUAGAGCUCUAUAUAAGCGAAAUGACAGCAAAUGUGUUGAAAGAUUUGCACAUAAAGUGUCCGCGACUUCAAUACCUAUGCAUUCAAGACUUCAAUAACACGAUAGACACCGAGUGUUUGUCUCACAUCUCAAGACUACCGGCGCUGCAAAUGCUUGUCAUUCAUUUCGAUGAAUCUGACGCAGAAUCUGAUAAUCUCUCGGAUAAUGAUUUUUAUGAUCUGUUGUCCAGAAAUAUGGCGCAACACAUGAAACACUUGAAGACAUCACUCGAGACCACAGAUGACGGCAAUGAAGACAUCAGUCAACAGUCACAAAUCUAUGCGAAAGACUCUUUGGAUCGAUUCGGUGAUGAUUUGUGUGCACUUCUUGUGUCUUAUCUCUCACUCGAAGAUCGGUUUCGAUUGGAAUGUGUGUCCAAACAGUUCCAGAGGACAGUCUUCACGAGUGUUGUGGACAUUACUCUUAGCGACCGAUUUAUGCAAAGAUUACUGACAAAAGCGAAGACAAUUGACACUCAAUUGUUGGCCACAAUUGCCAUAAAGUGUCCGAAGAUUGAGACCAUUGACUACACUUCCGGACAACCUUUGGCCAAGAAUUUGCAUAAUUGUGAAUUGUAUUACUAUUACUAUAAUGACAACCAAUUGUCUGCAUUCGUGGCACACAAUCAGUCCCUAAGAAGUCUUGACAUAAAAUAUAUGGAAUAUAAGACCAACGCGUUGUGGAUGGAAAUGUGCGGACAAUUGUCACGAUUAACACAAUUACGGCAAUUGAAACUCGGUUUGGAUCUAAUGAAUGACGACAACUCAUUGGCCGACUUUUUGCACACAAUUGGCGUGAAUUGCGGACAAUUGAAACGAUUGUCACUCCGAUUGUUCUCACGUCUGAACGAAACCAAUGUUCAGACAUUGCAUUCUUUGCAAUAUUACAGACAAUUAAAACGAUUGGAUUUGAGAUUCAAUGCGACCGCCGAUGAGAUAUCGUUGGAACCGUUGAGACACUGCCGACGGUUAACACAUUUAGACAUCUAUUUGAGAGGAAUGAACGCAAAUGUGUUAACAAUUAUCCGCACAAAUUGUCCACAACUGCAAUAUCUAUGCAUUCAUGAGACCUAUUGUUUGCCACACAUUCCAACACUAAUCGAUAUGGCCCAACAGUUGACACAAAUGAUGGCAUCACUCGAGACCACAGAUGGCUGUGAAGACAGACAACAGCCACAGAUUUACGCGAAGAACUCAAUGGACAGAUUCGGUGAUGAUUUGUGUGAACUUCUGUUGUCUUACCUGUCAUUUGAAGAUCGGUUUCAAUGCGAAUGUGUGUCCAAACAGUUCCGGAGGACAGUCUUCGGGAGUGUUGUCUGCAUUGAUAUCAACGACCGAUUUAUACAUAGAUUAUUGAUUAACAAUACAAUUGACACCCAAUUGUUGGCCACAAUUGCCAUAAAGUGUCCGAACAUUGAAACCAUUGACUGUCGAGGAAUAUGGAUGUCAGAGAAUAGGGAACACAUUCCCGAAAUGUUGGCCAUAAUUCGAGACAAUUGUCUUAAUUUGCGGGAAAUUUCGUGCAAUUUAUGGCAAAAUAGCGGACAAACAAUGCCUACAAUCGGACCACUGGUCACACGAAUCGAUGUUACCGAUGAUUAUAUCGACAUUCAAUUACUCACUCAUUGCCACCGAUUGUCGCAUUUGAAAGUCUUUUGUUUGAGUCAAGUCUUUGACACUUCCGGACAACUAAUGGCAAAGAAUUUGAAUACAUUUGAGUUAAAUAACUAUUCAGCCGAUGAUUACUACCGAUUGUCUGCAUUCGUGGCACAGAAUCAGUCCCUCAAAUGUCUUGUCGUCAAAAUGUGUAAACUUGAAACUUAUGAAACACUGACCGAAAUGUGUGAACAUUUGUCACAAUUAACACAAUUACGGGAAUUGAGACUUAAUAUAAUUAUAUCGACUUAUAUUAAGUCAUUGGACGACACUUUGCGUCCAAUUGGCGUGAAUUGCAAACAACUGAAACGAUUGUCACUCCAGUUCUGUGACUUCAGCCAUAUUUAUGAAUUCAAUGGCCAGACAUUGGAUUCGUUGCGAUAUUUCCGGCGAUUAAAACGAUUGCAUUUAUCCAUAACUCCGACCGUCAAUGAGAUAGUGUUGGAACCGUUGAGACACUGCCGAAGAUAUCGAGUGUUUGUCACACCUCUCAAGACUACCGGCGCUGCAAACGCUUGUCAUUCAAUGCAAAGGCGAUAA